UGUUGUGUACUUUGCCCAUCCUCCCACAACCUUCGAUUCAAUUGCGCAGGGGUUUUUAGCGAUCGGACAGCUUAUCUCGGAUCACGUCCCUCGUCCCUAGAGCCACAUCAUACCCGAGAAGGAGAGAGACUGGGGUGACCUCUCAACGGGAGGGGUUUAUUAGUGAGAUUCGGUUACUAUCUAGCGGCUAAGUGACACCCGGCGCUUGUUGGGACCCGAUUGACUGGGAAGCUUCAAGUGUUACUUCCAGCAGCUCCCUGUAUCGCAUCGUGGGUCUUGCGCAGGCCCGCUUAGAAGACGGUGUGUAACUGAAACAAUCACCUUUGACGGAAGUUUAUGGUAGGGUUUGCCUCGCUGAGGAACCACUCGCAACCAUGACACCCACUCCGCCAUCCACCUCGUCAAGCGUUGGCGCAUUUUCACCCGAAGGACAGUACAGGGUCAUCCGAAAGAGAAAUCGGGUACCGCUUUCAUGUGGUCCCUGCCGACAUAGGAAACUUAAAUGUAACCGUGCUCACCCAUGCGAGAACUGCGUGAAACGAGGGGAUGCUACUUCGUGCACUUACGCCCAAGCGAAUACUCGAAAGAGGAACGCCCCACAACGAGCAUCGCCCAGCUCCCCAGAUGAUAUGCAGAAUAGGAUAGACCGGCUGGAAAGCUUGGUUUUGUCGUUGAUGACCAAUGGAUCACAGGCAGCCGGCCCCGCUGCGGCUAUGGCAGCAAUCUCUGGCAACAGCAGCAGUAUUGGCUCUGCCCAACAUACAACGGAUCUGGAUGUGGACGUGGAUGAAGAUGCCUCGGGUGGUCCUGAGGAGAGCGAUACAGAACAAGUGACAAAAUCAUUUGGAGUAAUGAAAGUUGACAAUAAUAAAUCAUAUUAUUUCAGCGAAGCGCAUUGGGCAUCCGUUCUUAACGACAUUGCCGAAGUGCGUAAUUACUUCACUACCCAUAAGAAACAGUAUGAGGAACACGCGGAGAAGCUCAAAGCAACUAGGCUGCCGACGGACGUGCCAGGAUCUACAUUGCUCUUCGGUGCUAUGAAAACAACUAGCCGUGCGGAGAUUAUGUCUUCGCUUCCUUCGAAAUAUACGACAGAUAUCUUAGUUGCUCGGUAUUUUGGCAGCUAUGACCCGUCAACCAAUAUUCUCCAUGGAUCUACAUUCCAGGCACAGUAUAACAAACACUGGGAAGAUCCAUCACAGACGUGUAUUGUCUGGAUUGGCAUGCUUUGCGCAAUUAUGCGACUUGCCAUGCUGUCGUAUCAUCGAGAGGGAGACGAACCACCGGAGUUUCGAGGGAAGACACUCGAUAUGGCAGGCACCUUCCGGAAUUUAAUGGCGCAGUGUUUGACACUGGCAGAUUACACCAAGCCUUAUCCGUCCCUGAUUGAAUCUCUGAUCUUCCACCUUCAUGGAGAUUGGAUACAAACAAAAGAUGCAGAUGUGUCCGUUUGGGUACUCGUCGGUGUGAUUGCGAGGUUGGCUAUGAGAAUGGGUUACCAUCGCGACUCAAAGAUGUUCCCUAAUAUUACACCUUUCCAAGGUGAAAUGCGCCGACGUGUAUGGACAAUUGUGCGGCAAUACGAUUUAAUGUUUUCGUUCCAAGUGGGCUUGCCCAGCAUGAUCCGCUCUUCUGAUAGUGAUACGGAAUUUCCACGGAACUUGUAUGACGAUGACUUCGACGAGGGCUGCAAGGAGCUUCCUCCCUCGCGCCCGCCAAAUGAACCCACGCCUAUCUCAUGUUUGAUAGCAAAAGGUCGCUUAGCAUAUGCUUUCGGCCGAGUUAUCGAACAUACGUCUUCCAUACAAACUCCAUCUUACGAUAAGGUAAUGGAGAUUGACGCCGAACUUCGCCGAGCGAGAGAUUUGGUCCCGGAACAUCUUCUUGUCCGCCCUGUUGAAGAAGUCCAGAUGGAGUCCCCGAAAUUGAUCAUGUCGCGAUAUGCUACAAUGAGCGUGUAUCACAAAGCUCAGUGUGUUCUCCACCGACGAUACCUUGUUCGAGCACGUGAAAACCCUCGAUUUACAUACUCACGGAGAACAUGUAUUGACUCUGCUAUGGAGUUACUUCGAUUUCAAUCAAUGCUGCACGCUGAAACCACUACGCGUUUCCAAAAUAAGCAUGACAAGCUUUCUGCACUUGUCUCUACGGACUUUUUACUCGCUGCAACUAUCGUUUCUAUUGACCUCUACCAUGGACACCAAUUGCAAUCAGGUGGCCGAGCGUCCGGCGACACGUACGCUUGGGGAAGGGAGCGACGCGAGGAAAUGAUAGCGGCAAUACAGCGCUCUAAGGAGAUCUGGGAUGAACUUCGUGAUGAUGCUCUGGAGGCUUGGAAAGCUUCGGGGGCCCUCGGAGUGAUGCUUGCCAGGCUAAACUUGGGCUAUUCCGAAAACAAUCCUGUUGCCCCUACCUUCGAGCCUCAGGAUGAGAAGCAAAGUGCCGCUAUGACAUUGGGCCUUCUCAGCAGUGGAAUGAGCCCUAUGAAUCCAGCUCCUCCUGUCUUUGGUGAUGGUAGUAUCAAAAUGGGAGAAACACCGCUUCCAACUCAAGGUGGAUUUGGAACGACUCCAGAAAUACCAGGAGCUCCUUCACCUUUGAGUGCUAUGUUUGGGCAGAUGCCGGAUAUGCAACUCAAUCUGGAUUGGGAUACUUGGGAUAACUAUAUUCAGAAUGCAUCACUCGAUGCCUCGAACCAGUGGUGGCCAACAAUGGACCCGCAACAGCAGCAGCCGCAACAACAGCCGCAACCCCAGAAUCCUUUGGAUUCUGCCAAUUUACCAUCAGUACAGAAUGGUGCUGCGGAUAAGAUGCGCUCAUUACCUCCUUUUUCCAACGUCUUCUACCCUGAACCUAACGCUUAUGAUAACAACUCCCCACCCAAUAAUGCGGCCCCUCGCUAAACUAGUUCAUGCUGUGCUCUCUCGGAUUUUACCCGUUUUUAUUGAUGAGGAUUGAAGGGAAUCAUGUUAAUGUGGUCAUGGAGGUUUGGCCAGUCCUAGAGUGUAAAAUAUCAUACUGGCGAGUUUGGCUGGAUGCCUAUUCUAUUUGUGUUGUCGAAUUUCUUAUGCCAAAAUGCUUCGAGGAAUCUACCUGGCGUAGAUAAUCAAUAUUACUGGUGCCAACAUAUAUAUAGUUCUUUUUGCACUCCACUCUACUUAAUAGAAUCUAUGUCCUAGCGAAAGACUGAACUUUUUGUUUUGCA
Aspergillus alliaceus is the source of this 3205-nucleotide messenger RNA. RefSeq lists its product as uncharacterized. Gene Ontology annotation, molecular function: zinc ion binding; DNA-binding transcription activator activity, RNA polymerase II-specific; RNA polymerase II cis-regulatory region sequence-specific DNA binding. Gene Ontology annotation, cellular component: nucleus. NCBI's taxonomy places the organism in Eukaryota, Fungi, Ascomycota, Eurotiomycetes, Eurotiales, Aspergillaceae. The transcript is spliced from 7 exons. The record is from RefSeq and is a predicted model, not a curated record. Bases 375 to 2903 code for a protein of 842 amino acids. Gene Ontology annotation, biological process: regulation of transcription by RNA polymerase II; DNA-templated transcription.